AUGAAAUAAAACAAGAGACUUAUUGAGAGAGCAGCUAGAAAGAUUGACCGUGAGAGAGUUAAGAUGGAAGGCUAAGAGAAAAAACAUAAAUAGGAGAUCACGAAACUGGCCAAAUAAGGACAACAUGCUGCAGCAAAAAUCCUUAGCAAAGAUAUCGUGCGUAUCAGAUCUCAGGUUAAUUAGUACUAUAUGAUGAACUCUCAACUUAAGGCAAUGUCAAUGAAAAUGUCAACUAUGAGUUCCUAUCAGGAGAUAGUCAAAUCUUUAGCUGGCAGCUCUCAUGUUCUAGCCUAAAUGAAUGAAUAAAUGGAUAUCCAAAACAUUCAGCAGGUGCUAAAGACAUUCUAAAAGGAAAGCAUGAAGUCUGAAUUAUAACAAGAAGCUGUAAGCAUAUUAUAAUGUGAUGAGAUAUUUAUGUUUAUCCAGGUUAAUGAUGCCAUGGAGAUGGGAAUGGGAGAUGUAGAUGAGCAAGCCGAUGAUGUUUAUAACAAUAUAUUAGAUGAAAUCGGAUUAGAAUACUCCGAAAGUGACCCUCAAAGAGCAAAAGGUGCUAUUCCUAAGAAAAGAGCAGUUGAAGAAGAAAAGAAAUAGGAUGAGGCUGAUGAUUUAGAGGCCAGGCUAGCUGCUCUUAAAAUGUGA
Messenger RNA from Stylonychia lemnae, 639 nucleotides. The record is from the annotation of a GenBank genome assembly. NCBI's taxonomy places the organism in Eukaryota, Ciliophora, Spirotrichea, Sporadotrichida, Oxytrichidae.